Messenger RNA from Amborella trichopoda, 752 nucleotides. Lineage: Eukaryota; Viridiplantae; Streptophyta; Magnoliopsida; Amborellales; Amborellaceae. The record is from RefSeq and is a predicted model, not a curated record.
AAAGCUUCGGUUGAGGUAAGUUGCAUAGAAAAGGAUGUUAUUGGGGUUUAUUCAUAAUUUACCCAGGAAUCUCCCGGAAAGAGUGAAAGGGCUAUAAAGCAACCAGCAGGCAAACGACCUAGGUUUUCAGGGUCUCUUCUCAGUUCUUGUGCUCAUCUCUCUCUGCAACUACAAGGGGACCCAGAAAGACUUUUCUAGACUUGGGCAGACUCAGCAGGACUCGGUCUAGAUGGGUGCUGUUUGAGUUGGGAUUAUCUGGGACUGGCACCUUGCUGGUGCCCAGUGACUGAGGCAAGGCAUUUCCAUAACAAUCCAUCAACAAAGUGAGAAAAAUGAGUGACAAUCCUCACCCACUGCGUUCAAUAGUUCUUGCAACAGCUUCGUUUCUUGGUGCAUUAUAUAGUAUUUCACUUGCUUCAGCACAUUUCAACCGAGCUAUACGGGAUUGCAAAGAUGUGAAAAGGAGACCAUAUGUUGUAACCUGCACAGCUUGUAAAGGACAUGGAUUUUACAUAUGUAAACUAUGCCAAGGGAACACAACUAUAGAAUGGUCCCCUUUGUAUGACCCUGUUGUCAUAAAUCCUUGUCUUUGUCCUACAUGUGAAGGAAAUAGGGUGCAACGUUGUCUUAAUUGCCUUGGAAAGAGCCAUAAUGACUUAAAGGAAAUGCUUGAUCUCUUGCUUUUCCAAGCAACUAAAUUGGAGACCCUGACUCUUCGUACUACCAGACUGGUUUGAGGAAAUAGCUGUAUA